AAGACAUAAAAUAAAACAAUAUAAAUACAAAACCCCAAAACUUAAAGAGAGGGUUUUGCAUUUGCACUUGCAUUGCAUAGGAAAGCCCUCGUUGUUGCUAUUGAAACCAUCACUAUCACUAUCACUAUACUAUACUAUGGCUCCCGAUGCUUCCGACGCACUUGCAGUGAGGCAGAAAGUUCAACUGUUUCUCAACGCCGCUUGUACCGGCAAUCUCGAUCUCUUAAAGAAUUUGGCGCAACAGUUAGACGAAGGGAACGAUUUAUCCAAAACAGUUGAAGCAAUUAAAGACGCAAACAAGCGUGGAGCACUCCAUUUUGCUGCUCGUGAAGGUCAAACUGAAAUUUGCAAAUACCUUUUGCAAGAUUUGAAGCUUAAUAUCGAUUCCAAAGAUGACGAUGGUGAAACCGCUCUCAUUCAUGCUGCACGUCAGGGACACACUGCUACUGCUAAAUUUCUUAUUGAUUUUGGUGCUGAUCCUACUAUUGCCAGCAAUUUAGGAACUACAGCAUUGCAUCAUUCUGCAGGAAUAGGAGAUACUGAGGUGCUUGAGCAUUUGCUGUCCAGAGGAGUUAAUCCUGACUUAGAAAGUGAUGCUGGAGCACCUUUGGUGUGGGCUGCCGGUCAUGCUCAAGAAGCUGCUGUUACUGUUCUAUUACAACAUGGUGCAAAUCCUAAUGCUGAAACUGACGAUGGCAUUACCCCACUCCUUUCAUCUGUUGCAGCUGGUUCUUUGGCAUGCUUAGAGCUGUUAAUACAGGCAGGUGCUAAAGUAAAUGUAAGUGCUGGUGGAGCUACUCCUUUGCACAUUGCAGCUGAUAGUGGGAAUGUUGAACUUAUAAAUUCCUUAUUGAAAGCUGGAGCUGAUCCUAAUGUCUCUGAUGAGGAGGGUGUUAAGCCACUACAGGUUGCAGCUGCGAGGGGCAGUCGUGGAAUUGUUGAGAUAUUGUUCCCCGUGACAUCCAAAAUUGAUGCUAUUCCUUCUUGGACUAUUGAUGGGAUACUUGAGUAUAUGCAGUCAGAAAGUAAAAAUCAACAGGAUGAAUUGGUAAAUGCCAAAGAAAAUAACCGGCCCGAGGAUGCUGUUUCCCGAGAGAAAAAUAUCCCUGAGGUGACACCUGAAGCCAUAAAGAGAGCAGCGGAAUCAAAAUCAAGAGGGGACGAGGCUUUCAAAAGGAAAGACUAUCAUAUGGCAAUAGACUCCUAUACACAAGCAAUUGAUCUGAAUCCCAAUGAUGCGACAUUGCUAUCAAAUAGAAGUCUAUGUUGGAUUAGGCUGGGUCAAGCUGAGCAGGCUUUAGCUGAUGCAAAGGCCUGUAGAGCAUUAAAACCAGAUUGGUCAAAAGCUUGUUAUAGGGAAGGUGCAGCCUUGCGUAUAUUGCAGAAGUUUGAUGAAGCUGCAAAUGCUUUUUACGAGGGAGUAACGCUUGACCCUGAGAACAAGGAGCUCGUAGAUGCGUUCAGGGAAGCUGUUGAAGCUGGAAGGAAAUUUCAUGGCACAACUGAAAAGAAUUCGUAGUUGGCUCUUUGCUAAUACUAUUGCGGGUGAUGCAGCCUUAUAACCUUAUUCAUUCAUGUAAUUUCUUUUUCCCGACAAGUUUCUUAGUAUUUUCUUUUAUGAGGUACAAUCUUACAGGUACUGGCAAUAUAUUGUGUUAAAAUACUAUACUAAUCAGAAAGGUUACUGCUUAUUUGACAUCUUUUGGCACAUUGUGAAAAUGGCAAUGCAGGUAAUUGCAUGUUGUCAAGGCUAAUAAGGACCACCAUUAUGGGUGGUUUAUGGUUUAUAGUUGAUUACUUUAUAAAUUUAUUUCAA
Messenger RNA from Cicer arietinum (chickpea), 1816 nucleotides. RefSeq lists its product as uncharacterized. Gene Ontology annotation, molecular function: protein binding. The record is from RefSeq and is a predicted model, not a curated record. NCBI's taxonomy places the organism in Eukaryota, Viridiplantae, Streptophyta, Magnoliopsida, Fabales, Fabaceae.